Messenger RNA from Triticum urartu, 2272 nucleotides. The record is from RefSeq and is a predicted model, not a curated record. NCBI's taxonomy places the organism in Eukaryota, Viridiplantae, Streptophyta, Magnoliopsida, Poales, Poaceae.
GUUGCUUCCACUCCACUGUUCUCCUCCCCUGUCCAAAGCGGCCACGGACCGGAAAAAAUCACGCCUUUCCGUUGCGUCUCCGGCGCCACACUCCUCCUCCCCCUCCCUCCGGCCGCUAUAAAGCGCGCCGGGCCACGGGCCCCGCGGACAAUGGGACCCCCGUCCGCCGCCAUCGACGAAGAUGCUCUGCCUCAUCGCCUCCUCCUCGCCCUCGCCCUCGCCCUCUCUCCCGCCGCGCCCCUCCCGUCCCGCUGCUGACCGGCCCGGACCGGGGAUCUCGGGCGGCGGCAAUGUGCGGCUGAGCGCGGUGCCCGCGCCGUCUUCGCUUCGCUGGUCGUGGCCGCGGAAGGCCAAGAGCAAGUUCUCUGUUCCCGUGUCUGCGCCAAGAGACUACACCAUGGCAACAGCUGAAGAUGGCUUCGGCGACCUUCCGAUAUACAAUCUGGAUCCCAAGUUCGCCGGCUUCAAGGACCACUUCAGUUACAGGAUGAAAAAGUAUCUUGAACAGAAACAUUCGAUCGAGAAAUACGAGGGGGGCCUUGAAGAGUUCUCUAAAGGCUACUUGAAGUUUGGGAUCAACACAGAAAAUGACGCAACUGUGUACCGGGAAUGGGCCCCUGCAGCAAAGGAUGCACAACUUAUUGGUGACUUCAACAACUGGAAUGGCUCUGGGCACAGGAUGACAAAGGAUAAUUUUGGUGUUUGGUCAAUCAGGAUUUCCCAUGUCAAUGGGAAACCUGCCAUCCCCCAUAAUUCCAAGGUUAAAUUUCGAUUUCACCGUGGAGAUGGACUAUGGGUCGAUCGGGUUCCUGCAUGGAUUCGUUAUGCAACUUUUGAUGCCUCUAAAUUUGGAGCUCCAUAUGACGGUGUUCACUGGGAUCCACCAACUGGUGAAAGGUAUGUGUUUAAGCAUCCUCGGCCUCGAAAGCCUGACGCUCCACGUAUUUACGAGGCUCAUGUGGGGAUGAGUGGUGAAAAGCCUGAAGUAAGCACAUACAGAGAAUUUGCAGACAAUGUGUUACCGCGCAUAAAGGCAAACAACUACAACACAGUUCAGCUGAUGGCAAUCAUGGAACAUUCAUAUUAUGCUUCUUUUGGAUACCAUGUGACGAAUUUCUUCGCAGUUAGCAGCAGAUCAGGAACACCAGAGGACCUCAAAUAUCUUGUUGACAAGGCACAUAGCUUAGGGUUGCGUGUUCUGAUGGAUGUUGUCCAUAGCCAUGCGAGCAGUAAUAUGACAGAUGGUCUAAAUGGCUAUGAUGUUGGACAAAACACACAGGAGUCCUAUUUCCAUACAGGAGAAAGGGGUUAUCAUAAACUGUGGGAUAGUCGCCUGUUCAACUAUGCCAAUUGGGAGGUCUUACGGUAUCUUCUUUCUAAUCUGAGAUAUUGGAUGGACGAAUUCAUGUUUGACGGCUUCCGAUUUGAUGGAGUAACAUCCAUGCUAUAUAAUCACCAUGGUAUCAAUAUGUCAUUCGCUGGAAAUUACAAGGAAUAUUUUGGUUUGGAUACCGAUGUAGAUGCAGUUGUUUACAUGAUGCUUGCGAACCAUUUAAUGCACAAAAUCUUGCCAGAAGCAACUGUUGUUGCAGAAGAUGUUUCAGGCAUGCCAGUGCUUUGUCGGUCAGUUGAUGAAGGUGGAGUAGGGUUUGACUAUCGCCUUGCUAUGGCUAUUCCUGAUAGAUGGAUUGACUACUUGAAGAACAAAGAUGACCUUGAAUGGUCAAUGAGUGCAAUAGCACAUACUCUGACCAACAGGAGAUAUACGGAAAAGUGCAUUGCAUAUGCUGAGAGCCACGAUCAGUCUAUUGUUGGCGACAAGACCAUGGCAUUUCUCUUGAUGGACAAGGAAAUGUAUACUGGCAUGUCAGACUUGCAGCCUGCUUCACCUACAAUUGAUCGUGGAAUUGCACUUCAAAAGAUGAUUCACUUCAUCACCAUGGCCCUUGGAGGUGAUGGCUACUUGAAUUUUAUGGGUAAUGAGUUUGGCCACCCAGAAUGGAUUGACUUUCCAAGAGAAGGCAACAACUGGAGUUAUGAUAAAUGCAGACGCCAGUGGAGCCUCUCAGACAUUGAUCACCUACGAUACAAGUACAUGAACGCAUUUGAUCAAGCAAUGAAUGCGCUCGACGACAAGUUUUCCUUCCUAUCGUCAUCAAAGCAGAUUGUCAGCGACAUGAAUGAGGAAAAGAAGAUUAUUGUAUUUGAACGUGGAGAUCUGGUCUUCGUCUUCAAUUUUCAUCCCAGUAAAACUUAUGAUGGGUAACUGAUC